GCGCGCUGCGAGAUCGGCGCGCGCCUGGCGACAAUUUGUCCGCGGUCAAGCUGGGCCGCAGCUCGACUUUCUGCGGCGCCGGCACCGCCCAGAAUCCCUGCCUCGUGGCCUGCGCGUUGCGCGUCAUGGGCGCUGCGAGCCAUUGGCGACGCGGCGCGCGCGGCCUGAACUUCGCCGAGCACGACGAGUGGCGAGCCCCAUUCCAGCUCACGUGCCUGGACGGCGUCGUCGCCGAGCAGAAUGCGAAUCAGCUCGGCAGCGGCUGCGGCAGCAUCGCCGACGCCGUCGCCCUCGUCGGCGCUGAAGAAAUCGUCGACAUACCGGAGUGCAGGUAA
Molecule: messenger RNA, 335 nt
Organism: Prorocentrum cordatum
Lineage: Eukaryota; Dinophyceae; Prorocentrales; Prorocentraceae
Source: the annotation of a GenBank genome assembly